This is a messenger RNA of Xenopus laevis (African clawed frog), 4279 nucleotides long. RefSeq names its product potassium channel, voltage gated KQT-like subfamily Q, member 5 S homeolog (gene kcnq5.S). Bases 697 to 3462 code for a protein of 921 amino acids. Lineage: Eukaryota; Metazoa; Chordata; Amphibia; Anura; Pipidae. The record is from RefSeq and is a predicted model, not a curated record. The transcript has 14 exons.
UGAAUAACGCUCCACCUACUCUCGGCUACACGUCCUGCCCCGGCUGCUGCUGCUACUGGAUCUACAAAUGGCUUUUGUUCUGUGACAGCCGGAGCCCUGAGUAAUAAUCUCAUUGCUGAGCCUGUGGGAUGUGGCGCUGUCUCUGCGCCGAGAUCUCAGUUCACCAGUGAGCGCCGUUCCCCUCAGCCCUUGUGCUGAACUCUGCGCUUGGGAUCCGGACUCGCUGAAUGAAUUGCAAGUGUUGCAGAGAGGAGCUUGGUCCCAGUGUGGCUUGUCUUGUAUACGGCCGUGCAUUUCUGCGCUCGGGAUCAGCACCUGCUCGGACGAUCUAGUGGAUGUGGCCGGCGGCUUCUCAGAGAAAGGCGCUAAGUGAGAAUCGGUUGGCUAAAAAAGGAAAGGGGGAGGAAGUGUAGCUUGCAGGGGAGCCAGAUUCAAGUAAUAAGUGAAGUCACACGUGUGACUUGUAGUAAGACAUCGCACAGGAAACCAAGUCGCGCACUAGGCAGGACGAUCUGGCCGCUCUGCUUCUGAGAAAGGCAACAUUUGCUCCUCCACAUGUCGGUUCCCGCUGCUCAUUGCACUGCUGUGUCCCCGGCUCCAUCCCCUUAAUCGCGUGUAGCUCGUCCUGACCCCGAGCGCAAGGCACUGCCACCCUGCCCGGUGUAUGCCCCCAGCACAGCCUUCUCUGGGGAUGCCAUGCCCCGCAAGCACGGAGUUGGAGCCGGAGACGAGGGGGGCUCUGGCCUCUGGAUGAAGAGCGGCGCCGGAGGGAGAGGCAGAGAACGAUACUACGGUAUGAAGGAUGUGGAGUCGGGUCGGGGGAGCAGGGUGCUGCUUAACUCUAACCGGGGGGACGGAUUGCUAUUGCUGGGCACCGGGGAUCAUGCCGCCCGAGGAGGAGCGGUAGGUGUCUUGCACGACAGUCGCAGAGGGAAGCAGGGCGCCCGCAUGAGUCUUCUGGGGAAGCCGCUCUCUUAUAACAGCAGCCAGAGCUGCCGGAGGAACGUCAAGUACCGGAAACUGCAAAACUAUCUGUACAACGUGCUGGAGAGACCCCGAGCCUGGGGAUUCGUCUACCACGUCUUCGUUUUUCUCCUAGUCUUCAGCUGCCUGAUUUUGUCAGUGUUUUCCACUAUCCCUGAACAUCAAGACCACGCUUCAUAUUGCCUCUUUGUUUUGGAAUUCGUCAUGAUUGUCGUAUUUGGUUUAGAAUAUAUUAUUCGCAUUUGGUCUGCUGGUUGUUGCUGUCGAUAUCGAGGAUGGCAAGGAAGACUGAGGUUUGCAAGGAAACCAUUCUGUGUAAUAGAUAUCAUUGUCCUCAUUGCAUCAGUGGCAGUUGUUUCUGCUGGAACUCAGGGUAAUAUAUUUGCAACAUCUGCACUUCGAAGUCUUCGAUUCCUACAGAUCCUCCGUAUGGUGCGCAUGGAUCGAAGAGGGGGGACAUGGAAAUUACUAGGCUCUGUGGUUUAUGCACACAGCAAGGAACUCAUCACAGCUUGGUAUAUAGGAUUUCUAGUUCUAAUCUUUUCAUCUUUCCUUGUGUAUCUGGUGGAGAAAGAAGCAAACUCCCAAUUUCAAACAUACGCAGAUGCUUUAUGGUGGGGUACGAUCACAUUGACUACCAUUGGCUAUGGAGAUAAAACCCCCCAGUCAUGGCUCGGAAGGCUUCUUUCAGCUGGAUUUGCUCUGCUUGGAAUUUCUUUUUUUGCAUUACCUGCAGGUAUUCUAGGCUCGGGAUUUGCUUUAAAGGUCCAAGAACAACACAGGCAAAAGCAUUUUGAAAAAAGAAGAAACCCUGCAGCCAGUUUAAUUCAGUGUGUAUGGCGUAGUUAUGCGGCUGAUGAGAAAUCGGUUUCCAUUGCUACCUGGAAGCCUCAUUUGAAGGCCUUGCAUACCUGCAGCCCUACAAAGAAAGAACAAGGCGAGGCAUCUGGCAGCCAGAAGUUAAGUUUUAAAGAACGUGUCCGCAUGGCAAGCCCGAGAGGGCAAAGUAUAAAGGGUAGACAAGCAUCGGUCGGAGAUCGGCGGGCAGCGAAUGCAGAUGUUGCUACUGACGGGAGUCCAACUAAAGUGCAAAAGAGUUGGAGUUUUAAUGAUAGGACACGGUUUCGGCCCUCCCUCAGACUGAAGAGUUCACAACCAAAACCAAUCACUGAUCCGGAUGUCAGCCUUGGGGCAGAUGAAGUUCAUGAUGAGAAAGGAUGUCACUGUGAUGUAUCAGUUGAAGAUCUAACCCCAGCUCUUAAGACUGUCAUACGAGCAGUCAGGAUCAUGAAAUUCCAUGUAGCAAAGAGAAAAUUUAAGGAAACUUUACGCCCUUAUGAUGUGAAAGAUGUCAUUGAGCAGUAUUCUGCUGGCCACCUUGAUAUGCUGUGCCGAAUAAAGAGCCUUCAAACACGCGUUGACCAAAUUCUUGGAAAGGGCCAGGUAUCUACAGAUAAGAAGAGCCGGGAGAAAAACUCAUCAGAGAUUGAAGCAGGUGACGAUAUCAGCAUGUUGGGUCGAGUAGUGAAAGUAGAGAAACAGGUACAGUCCAUCGAGUCGAAGCUAGAUAGCCUACUGGAUAUUUACCAACAGGUCUUAAAGAAAGGAUCUGCCUCAGCCCUGACCUUGGCAACACUUCAGAUGCCACUUUUUGAAUGUGAACAAACUUCAGACUAUCAAAGUCGAAUAGAUGGUAAAGAUGUGUCAAACUCUGCACCACAUAGUUGCUCAAUCACAAGGUCAGCUAGUGCCAACAACCCACGUGGAUUUCAACUCGUACUGACACCAAAUGAAUUUAAUAAUCCUUACUAUGCAUUAAGUCCAGCCAUGCAUAGUCACUCAACACAAGCAUCAUCCAAUUCAAAUGAUGGACCUGCAAUUACAACAAACAGUAUACCAAACCAAAUAAUCCAGGCCUCAAAGCCAGCAACACCAACAACAUUACAAUUACCACCUGCGCCAACUUUAAGGCCUAUCAGCAAACCUGAACCAACUCACAUUAUUCCAUUGACCACAAAAGAAGACAAUUGUGAUGUCACCUCCUGCCUUGUUGCCUCAAAAGAAAACAUACAGCAUGCACAAACAGGUUUAACUAGACAUUUUGUAAGGAGGAAAAGUCUUGAAGCAGAGAGUGGCCUAUUGCCCUCUAAUCCAUUCAUACACAAGGAUUUUAGCAAAUCAUUUUCUGUACAAAAUUUAAUUCAAUCAACAGAAGAGCUAAAUGCUCAGCAUUCGUGUAGUGACUCCAGUGUCUCUAGAGGCAGCCAAGAAAUGUACCCAGAAUGGAAAGAGUCCAAACUGUUUAUAGAAGAUGAAGCGGUAGAGAUAGAGACGUUUGAUGCUGCCUCUCAGUCUACUGUAGAGACUUCUCUGUUAUCUGAUUCUUUGAGGACUGGAAUAUCAAGAUCAUCUCAAAGCAUUUGCAAAACUAGGGAUGGUCCAGAAUCACUUAGCCCUCCUAAUGUUAAACACAAAUAAACCCCGGGUUUUUUAUAGGCUUACAAAAUUCCAUUAGUCAUACAUACCAUUGCAUGAACUCAUUAGAAAGUUCUUAAGAUUAACUGUGCAAGGAUCAGGAAGAUAUUGAAAGGCAGUUCAAUGAGCCCUACCUUCUAGUUGCAUGAAAAUGCAUGCUUCAGUAACGGCUACCCAGAUUUACAAAUUUACCCCUGAAGAACCCUUCAGUGCAGUAAGUAGUUGGUGUAAAGGCCAACAAACCUAUGCAGCUGAAACUGAAACAGUACACAAGUAAAUCGGGAAAUUUUGACUUUUUUACUCUUUCAUGGUACAUAAAUUGAAACUAGAGCACUUCAAAAUUGUUCAAAAGUUGAUGUUUACAACAAAAAUGUUACAGCUGCUAGUAAAGCGCCAUGAAAAGAAGUAACAUUGGGGUUGAUCAGCUGCUAGAUGCAACAGGAUGUACACACUGACUCAUUUCAACCUGUUAUUUUUAAUGCUAACAAGAAAUGAAUGUUAAUUUUCUGUAUAUUUUUGGUGACUUAGUGCUGUGGCAAAAAUGGUGCAUCACUUACAGGUUGAUGGCCCAAGUUCUACAGCAGAAGCAAUUUUUAUUAUGAUUAUUUUAGUUUUUUUUGCUAUAAACUUUUAUUCCAUAUCGAUAACUGUCACUGCAGUCUUAAUGUUACUUGAUGUAUCUGCAAAGGACUUGAACUGAUUCCUGUGAUGUAGGUUCUGCCUCCUCGUGUACUCUGAAGAAGAAGACGCAUACUUGGAUGUGUGUUAUUUACUCACAUAAUGCAUCUUACAUACUAUGUCCAUGUCUAUAAAAAUUGGC